Molecule: messenger RNA, 1590 nt
Organism: Penaeus indicus
Lineage: Eukaryota; Metazoa; Arthropoda; Malacostraca; Decapoda; Penaeidae
Product: zinc finger protein OZF-like
Exons: 3
Coding region: 1-1590 (529 amino acids)
Biological process (GO): regulation of transcription by RNA polymerase II
Molecular function (GO): RNA polymerase II cis-regulatory region sequence-specific DNA binding; DNA-binding transcription factor activity, RNA polymerase II-specific
Source: RefSeq, a predicted model, not a curated record
AUGGCUUCGGCUCCCCUGACGAGCGAGGAAAUGUUCGGCACAGGAGUCUGCGUCAAGGAAGAGUCGAGCGAAGGCGUCAAGGAAGGCGUCAAGGAGAGAUGGCGUCAAGGCGUCAAGGAAGGCGUCAAGGAGGAGUUGAGUGAAGGUGUCAAGGAGGAGUUGAGUGAAGGUGUCAAGGAAGAGUCGAGCGUAGGCGUUAUGGAGGAGUCGAGCGUAGGCGUUAUGGAGGAGUCGAGCGAAGGCGUCAAGGAAGAGUCGAGCGAAGGCGUCAAGGAGGGAUGGCGUCUAGGCGUCAAGGAAAGAGUCAAGGAAGACGUCACGGAGGAGACAUGGCUCGAGGUUAAGGAGGAACCUCUCGAUUACGGAGACGAGGCGAGAGACGAAGGGCGUGACACGAAGGCGACGCAAGAGUGUCAUUUUCACGAUUUUUGCGAUCCAAGACGCGAAGCAGAAGCAAGAGACUCGUGGAACUUGGCUCGGGGUCGCGACGAGGCGUUAAGAGACGCGUUAAAGGUGCCGUUGGUGGCCGAGGACUUCUUCUCGCGGAAACACGAUCUCGGGGAGUGCACGAGAGCGUGUAUAAGGAAGAAGCCACAUACCUGCGAGAUUUGCAACAAGACGUUUUCCAAGAGCAGCCAUCUUCUAACGCACACUAGAGUACAUACGAGAGAGAAGCCAUACAACUGCGAAUUUUGCAACAAUGCCUUUUCGCGGAAGAAUAAUCUUGUGAGGCACAUGACAAUACAUACAAAGGAAAAGCCGCACAUCUGCGAGAUUUGCAACAAGGGCUUUGCCGAUAGAGGUCUUCUUGCAAAGCACAUCAGAGUCCAUACGAAAGAAAAGCCCUAUAACUGCGAGAUUUGCAACAACGCCUUCUCAUGGAAGAGUAAUCUGGCGAGGCACAUGAGAGUACAUACGAAGGAAAAGCCGCACGUCUGCGAGAUUUGCAGCAGGGGCUUUUCCGAGAAAGGUCACCUACUAGCACACAUCAGAGUCCAUACAAAGGAAAAGCCCUACGUUUGUGAAAUUUGCAACAAGGACUUUUCAGAGAGAUCCAGCCUAGUGAUCCAUAGGAGAGUCCAUACAAAGGAAAAGCCAUACUCCUGUGAGAUCUGCGACAAGAGCUUUUCGCACAGAGCUAAUCUAGUGAGCCACACGAAACUACAUACACAGGAGAAGCCCUACAAAUGCGACAUCUGCAACAAGGGCUUUUUGCACAGGAAUCGCCUAGGAAGCCACAUGAGAGCCCAUACAAGAGAGAAGCCAUACUCCUGUGAAAUUUGUGAUAAGGCGUUUUCAUAUAAGAGUAGUCUAAAGAUCCAUGUGAGAGUCCAUAACGAGGAGAAGCCCUAUGGCUGUGAGAUUUGCGGUAAGGCCUACUAUGUGAAGAGUCACGUAGUCAGUCAUAUGAGAGUACAUACAGGAGAGAAACCUCACACUUGUGAGAUCUGCAGAUCUGAGAUUAUCUGGCCACUUGCUGAGCAGACCAGAGUAAUAGUGUUAAUAAGUGCUAAUAAGUGCUAUGAAACUCCCGGGCACACUCCCCCUCCCUCAAUCUGUCCAUAUGAAACACUCUGGGGUGUGCACUGA